Ixodes scapularis (black-legged tick) is the source of this 2992-nucleotide messenger RNA. RefSeq names its product EH domain-containing protein 3-like. Gene Ontology annotation, cellular component: plasma membrane; cytoplasm. Gene Ontology annotation, biological process: endocytosis; endosomal transport. NCBI's taxonomy places the organism in Eukaryota, Metazoa, Arthropoda, Arachnida, Ixodida, Ixodidae. Gene Ontology annotation, molecular function: calcium ion binding; protein binding; GTP binding. The coding region runs from base 235 to 1851 and encodes 538 amino acids. The record is from RefSeq and is a predicted model, not a curated record. The transcript has 2 exons.
CAACCGGAAGUCUCGUCUCCUAGCGGAGGGCAACGCAACAACGGGAGGAGUGACGUGAGCCAGCCGACUGCUUCGAAGGGGCGGCCUGUGCUACGCGAAAAGCUGUCCGACUCGGCGGCGCCCGCAGGAAAGUUUAAGCAGCGCCGGUUUUGCGGGCCUAUUUUUUUUUAAACCCCUCCGAGCUCGCGGCGGGACUGUCAUCUGAGGGGCAUCGCGGAACCCGACGGCUUCACCAUGUUCAGCUGGCUCAACACCGACGACAGCCGCAAGAAGCACCCGGAGAUCUACAACACGGUGGUCGAGGGCCUCAAACAGAUCUACAAGGCGAAGAUCCUCCCUCUGGAGGAACACUACCUCUUCCAUGACUUCCACUCGCCGCCGCUGGCGGACCCCGACUUCGAGUCUAAACCGAUGAUACUCCUAGUCGGUCAGUACUCGACGGGCAAGACCACGUUCAUUCGCUACCUCCUGGAGCGCGACUUCCCGGGCAUCCGAAUCGGGCCGGAACCGACCACGGACCGCUUCAUCGCGGUCAUGUACAGCGACCAGGAAGGUGUGAUCCCGGGUAACGCACUGGUAGUGGACCCCAAGAAGCAGUUCCGACCGCUGGCCAAGUUCGGCAACUCCUUUUUGAACCGGUUCCAGUGCUCGACGCUGGCUUCUCCCGUGCUCCAAAGCAUGACCAUCAUCGAUACGCCGGGCAUCCUCUCCGGCGAGAAGCAGCGGGUGGACCGCGGCUACGACUUCACCGGGGUCCUGGAGUGGUUUGCCGAGCGCGUGGACAGGAUCAUUCUUCUGUUCGACGCCCACAAGCUCGACAUCUCAGAUGAGUUCCGACGGAGCAUCGAGGCGCUGCGAGGACACGACGACAAGAUCCGGAUCGUGCUGAACAAGGCGGAUAUGGUGGACCAUCAACAGCUGAUGCGCGUCUACGGCGCCCUCAUGUGGUCCCUAGGCAAAGUGCUGAACACGCCCGAAGUGGCCCGCGUCUACAUAGGGUCCUUCUGGGACCAGCCGCUGCGCUACGACACGAACCGGAAGUUGUUCGAGGUCGAGGAGCAGGACCUCUUCAACGACAUCCAGGGACUGCCCCGCAACGCUGCCCUAAGAAAACUCAACGACCUUAUCAAGAGAGCCAGACUUGCGAAGGUCCACGCCUACAUCAUCAGCUCGCUGCGCAAGGAGAUGCCGUCUGUGUUCGGCAAGGACAGCAAGAAGAAGGACCUCAUCAAGGGCCUGGGUGCCCUGUACGCCGAGAUCCAGCGCGAGCACCAAAUCUCCCCCGGGGACUUCCCGGACCUGAAGGAGAUGCAGGAGAAGCUAGCCGCCCACGACUUCACCAAGUUCCACCUGCUCAAGCCCCGUCUGCUGGAGACCGUCGACCGGAUGCUCGCAGAAGACAUCGCCCAGCUCAUGGCCAUGAUCCCGCACGAGCAGACGGAGCACAAGGACGAGACCGUGGUCAAGGGGGGCGCCUUCGACGGCAUGGAGCAGAGUCCCUUCGGGUUCGGACGCGGCGAAGGCAUCGACGCGGGGUCCCUGGAGCCCGACUGGAUCGUGGCCAAGGAGCGCUUCAAGUACGACGAGAUCUUCAGCGCUCUGUCUCCGGUGGACGGCAAGAUAUCGGGCGCGUCGGCCAAGGCAGAGAUGGUCAAGAGCAAGCUGCCAAACUCGGUGCUCGGAAAAGUCUGGAAGCUUUCCGACCUGGACAAAGACGGCAUGCUGGACGCGGAUGAGUUUGCCCUGGCGAUGCAUCUGAUCAACGUCAAGGUGGCCGGCCACGACCUGCCCACGGAACUGCCAGAACAUCUUCUGCCGCCGUCCAAAAGGGGAUUCGCGGCUCCUGUUUAAGGAAGGGCCGGGGUUAGAAUCGGGGGGGUUGGGGAGGAGAGGGGGAGGGAGAGGGCAGGGUUUCCUCGGGAGGAGUGGCAUACCAGGGUUUGAGGUCAAGACCUCCUAGACGCCAAGGCCUUAGGCCGGAAGUUUCGACGUCACCUAAAGAGGCAAACGUGCGUCACGGAUUGCAGCCCAGUCCUGUGUCAGCAUUUGGCUGGCACACGUCUUUGAUCAGUGAGAAGGCGAGUCUGAGCCGAACGACGACGCAGCACUCGUGCUCAAUGCGUGCCCUGCGCUGGCCUUUUUGAAGGUGACGUGAAAAGUUAAUUCCUCUGGCCUUGUUACGAGGAGGUAUUGGCAAGGGACACGGGCCUCGUGCAACUGGCCAUGUAAAACAAAAACGUUUAUUUCCUUGUUCUUUUGUUUCUUUUUCGUCUGAAAGAUGAUGUUCAUCAGCCCUCAAGUAGAAGGUCUCUUUCUUGGCUCUUGCGUUUAGCUUGGGGAUUUAGGGUAACCAUGAUCAGUUCUCUGGACACUACUGCAGGUACACGACGGUGCCUUCGUUUUCUUCUUGAGGACUCGUUUCACGUAAGCGUGUGCCACUGUGUUUUCUCCUGCCUCAUCAUAAAUCAGAAAAAACUUCAAUCGUUCUUUUUUUUUUUUUUUUGGGGGGGGGGGGGGAAGGAGGUGAAGGAGGUGUUGAAAAAGAGGAGACACGUGUCCAGCUUACGUUCCAUAUGGUGCUAAGGGAUCAAAGCGCUACGACCCCCAGUCUCUCCCGGGAAAAUCAGACUAUUCCACGACGUGUUAUAAAUGUACCAGAGCUAUAAGCUUCUGUGGCUGUUGACGUAAAGCUUCAGGCCAGGUGAGGGAGGGAAGGAGGGGGGGGGGGGGGGGGGGGUUAACGCUAAAAAUGUACAGGGGGCUUUGAAUUUGGCUACUACUUCACCAGGAAUGCCGCUGGAGGGUGAAGAUUCUGCAAGUGCCCAGUACUCACUGUACACGCUGAAACUUGCCUGGCUUCGGCGUCGGCAUCGAACAAGCGGCCUUUGCCUCGACGCGAGCCAACUGCAGUUGGCGAUUUUUUUUUUCUUUGUUGCGCCGCAAAAUUUGUUGUAAGUAGGCCGAAGUUUUAUACAUAAAUAUAUAUCUGUAC